CCAUCUUACCUAUCGCAACAUUAUGUCAUCAUCGACAAAAUUGGGGAGGGAACUUAUGGGGUGGUGUACUUGGCCAGAACCAAGGACCAGCACUCUCGCAUGGUGGCAAUCAAAACAUUCAAGCCUGGCAAGGAGGGGGAUGGCAUUUCGCCUACUGCAAUCCGGGAGAUCAUGCUGUUGAGGGAGCUCAAACAUGACCACAUCGUCCACCUGGAAGCUGUCCAUCUACACCGGCCGGAGCCGAGCUUGUCCCUGGCCUUUGACUACGCGGAGCGCGAUCUGUACGAGAUGCUGAGGUUCCACAGGGAGCGCGGCAUGGGACCGGUGCUGGAAGCUUACACCCUCAAGUCGCUCAUGUGGCAGCUGCUGGAUGGCCUCCACUACCUGCACUCCAACUGGAUCAUGCACCGGGAUCUGAAGCCGUCCAACAUCCUUGUUGUGGGGGACGGCGAAGAGCAGGGGCGGGUGAAGAUCGGCGACUUCGGGCUUGCGAGGAUAUACGCGUGCCCGCUGCGGCCGCUGUCGGACAACGGAGUGGUGGUGACAAUAUGGUACCGCGCACCGGAGCUGCUGCUUGGCGCGCGCCACUACACGCCUGCGGCCGACGUGUGGGCGGCCGGCUGCAUCCUGGUGGAGAUGCUGGCCCUGAGGCCGCUGUUCCAGGGCAAUGAGCGAAAGAGCCCCGCCUCUGCCUUCCAGGCCGACCAGUGCGACAAGAUCUUCCGCGUGCUGGGGCUGCCCAGCGUGAGCUCGUGGCCUGCCCUGGAGCACCUGCCGCAUUGGCGCGACAACACCGAGAACGUGCGCGCGCAGAAACUCGACGCCCUGGCUGCGGGCGGCGGAUCCAACCCCAGCGCUCAGCAUGGGGGGGCGCUGUACGACCUGCUGUCCAGGAUGCUGGCGUACAACCCAGAAGACCGCAUCUCCGCCGCUGAUACAUUGCAGCACCCCUACUUUAAAGAGGAGCCUCAGCCCGGGAAGAAUGCCUUCAUGCACAACGGGCGGCUGCUGGUGCAGUAUCCCAGGCGCAGCAAGAGCGGGCCAGCAGGGGCAGGGGCCAGCAUGCCUCCUCGAGCCCCGCUCAACACCUUCGACGCCCCUCAAGCCCGCCUGGCCCCAUCGCGCAAUGCCACGCCUGCUGUGAGGGCUCCUGCACCUUCUCUGCCCAGCUGCAGCACUAAUUGGGCUGUACUUGAGGCGCAAACUUUUUGA
Messenger RNA from Coccomyxa subellipsoidea C-169, 1212 nucleotides. RefSeq names its product kinase-like protein. Gene Ontology annotation, biological process: protein phosphorylation. Gene Ontology annotation, cellular component: mediator complex; nucleus. The record is from RefSeq and is a predicted model, not a curated record. Lineage: Eukaryota; Viridiplantae; Chlorophyta; Trebouxiophyceae; Coccomyxaceae. Gene Ontology annotation, molecular function: ATP binding; cyclin-dependent protein serine/threonine kinase activity; RNA polymerase II CTD heptapeptide repeat kinase activity. The transcript is spliced from 8 exons. The annotation marks the transcript as partial.